AUGGAGGAUAAUAAUAAUAAUGAAACUCAUUUGGAAAAUGUAAAAAAUGGGGAACCGUUUUAUAUUUUGAAUCCUUCAGAGUUUAUUCGAAAUAAAGAAAAAGUUCUAAAAGAAUUUAUUACAAAAAAAUAUGAUGAUAUUAUAAAACAAAAUAAAUUAAGUGCUGAUAUUAGAUGCACUUAUUUUCAAUGCAAUCCAAAAAUAGUAAUAUUUACUACCUAUACUCCCUUUCAAAAAUAUGAAAGUGUUGUUUCUUUAAAAAAUGUGGACACGGCUGCUAGACGCCUCAACAUUCAAAUACAUGAAGAUAAUACUUUUAAAGUUAUUUAUAUAUCAGAUAUAAAAAAGAAGAUUGCACCUGGGAUGUUAUUUAACUUUAAAAUAGAAUUUUACCCUAAAUCACAUGCAAACUAUGAAUAUGAUCUUGAAGUUCACUCAGAGGGAAAAUAUUUUCUAUUACCAAUUCGAUGUAUGAACGAUCAAAUAAUUUUGAAUAUACAAGACGAAGUAAUUAUAGAUGAUACACCUAUAUACAUGAAGAGUGAGAAAAAUAUAUCAAUUAAAAAUAUAGGUCAAUAUGAAAAUAAAUUUGAAGUUAUAAUAAAUCCCCCCUUUUAUUUGAGUGUUUCUUCGUCUAUUCAUACUCUCAAAAUAGGGGAAAUGGAACAUUUUAAGAUCAUGUUUGUACCAGUUCAUAAUAAGUGUUAUGAAGAUUAUAUGAUAAUUAAUUAUGAAAAUGGAUUAAGCACUUAUACAAAAAUAAAAAGUAAAGGUAUUAUAGCCGAUGUUUUUAUAAAAGAUAAAGAAAUUAUAGCUCAUGAUAUAUACAUAAACAAAUCUAAAGAAAUCAAUGUCUUCCUUAAAAACUUAUCAUUCUUCUUAUUGUCGUACAAGGUCAUAAAAUACCAAGUCUAUGAAUAUAAAUAUGAUAAUGAUUCUGGAGAUAUAAAAAAUACAAACUUUAAUGUAAACCAUAAAGUAAUACAAAAAAGAUUUAUUAAUAAACAAGAAUUAUCUGAUGAAAAUAUUGUUAAAAAUGAAUUAAACGGAAAUGAAGAUUUGUAUGAUUAUGAAACUGACGAAUAUUAUGUUAAUGAAAAUAAUGAUGAUAACGAUUUGAGUGAUAAUCAAUAUAGUCAAAGUGAUUUUUAUGAGGAAAAGUUUCCAGAAGAUAUGGUAUAUAUAAAUGAUGAAAAAAUAAAAAAUGAGAUAUUUACAUCUAGUUUAAACAAUUCAAAUAAAUUCCUUCAUUCCAAUUCUAAUUACGUAAGUAGAAGAAAGGAGGAUGAUUUACAAAUUAAAAAAAAUAAAAUUAUAAAAAUUUACCCGAAAUAUCAAAAGUUAUAUAAUGAUACGGAUACACCUAUUUCUAUAUUAAUAAAUCCGCAGUUUGCAUCAUUUUUUAAAAUUGAAUUAUUUUUAUUUAUAAAAGGAUAUUCAAAAGAAGAAAAGGUUGUUAUAUAUUUGAAAAGUAUAACACCUGAAAUAUAUAUAUCAAACAGCAUACAUGAUUUAGAUACAAUUCUUAUAAAUACUUGUAAAACCUUACAUUUUGAGCUUAGCAAUAAUCAUCCAGUUGAUGCCUCUAUUACCAUAGAAAAUUCAGAUGAUUACUAUAAGGAAUAUAAAAUAGAAACUAAUAAAUUUAUUAUACCUGCAAAUUCUAAGUAUUUCCUUAUUAUUGUAUAUUUACCUAUAAGACAUGGUCCUUUUGAAAAGACAUUUAUAAUUCAUCAAAAAUAUACAAAUGUUAAAAAAAAUAUAAAAGUUUUAGGUACUUGUAUACUUCCAGAUCUUAAAUUUGAUAUAGAUGAAAUAAAUUUUAAUCAAGUAUCACAUAGUUUUUUAUAUGAAAAAAGUUUUCAUAUUAUUAAUAAUUCUCACUUAACUUUAAAUUAUUCAUUUAAAUAUUCUAAUGAAUUAAAUGAAGAAAUUCAAAUGAUAAAACCAUUUGGUGAAUUACAAAAGUAUGAAAAAGAACAUGUUGUUAUAAAAUUUUGUCCUAAAUAUAUAAAAACAUAUUUUUAUAAUAUAGAAUUUUUUAUAGAUGAAAUUAAAACAUAUAAAAUUAAGUUACCAUUCCAUGCUAUUUGUUGUAAACCUUUAGUUUUGUGUGAACCUCUUUUUUUAAACCUUGAACAUAUUAUUAUAGAUCAAAUAUAUACAGAAAAAAUAAAAAUAAUUAAUGAAUCACAAGAAACUGAUAUAAAAUAUGAAUUCAUAAUAGAAGAAAAAAUAAAAGAUAUUUGUUCUUUCCAAGUUUGUGAGAAUAAAGGAAUAAUACAAAGAAAUUCUUUUAAAUCUAUUGGUAUAUCUUUAAAAUGUAAUAGUAUAGGAAAUAUAUUAAUUGUUAUAAAAAUUAAAAUUCCUGGUUUGGAUGAUUUCUUAUUUUUUAAUAUAAAAGCUUUUUGUACUUGUCCAUAUAUAAAAAUAAUUCCAAACAUUAUCGAUUUUGAAAAAUGCAACUGUUUAGAUGUUAAACAAAAGCUUAUUGAAAUAAAAAAUGAAAGUCCUAUUAGUACAUUUAUUACUUUGUCUAAUGAGAAUUCGGUGUUUACUUAUUCUGAUAAUAAUUUCUACGUACAGCCAAAUAAGUCUAUUUUUAUAAACCUAUAUGCACAAUGCUUAGAAACAAUAGCAUAUAAUGAUAUAUUAAUUGUGACUGUUCAUCGAAAGGAUGACAUACAUAUACCAAUAAGGGCUCAGGGUAUCGGAUCACCAAUAUUUAUCCAUGAGGAAGUCAUUAACUUUGACACAGUUAACACGAGCAAAAAAUAUUUCCACGAACUAAUCAUUUUUAAUAAAGGUAUAAACGAAAGAAAUAUAUAUUUUGUAUUUGAAUCAGAAAAAAAUCGAAAGAGAAAAAGUGAACAAGUACAAGUAUUUAACAUCACACCAAAAAAUUUGUCAAUUAAAGGAGGAAGUAAUAUUGUGUGUAUUUUAAAUUGUUUUAAUAUAAAGGAAGAAAAAUGUGAAGAUAUACUUUACAUAUAUGAUGAUAUUUCAAAAAGCAAAAAAAAGGCAUUACAUAAUUAUAAAAAAAUAAAUAUCUUAGCUACAUUUGUUCAUCCGGAGGUUGACUUAAGUGAAGUGGAAAAAUUUGUUUAUAAUUUUAAUGAUUAUCAUGAUAUAGAUGAAAUAGGAAGAAUUGAAAAAAGAUAUAAAAAGGAUAUUAAUAAAAAGAAAAAAUAUAUGAACGACAAAAUAAAUGAUAAUAUAAACGACAUAAUAGAUGAACAUAUGAACGACAAAAUAAAUGAACAUAUGAACGACAAAAUAAAUGAACAUAUGAACGACAAAAUAAAUGAUAAUAUAAACAACAUAAUAGAUGAACAUAUGAACGACAAAAUAAAUGAACAUAUGAACGACAAAAUAAAUAAUGAUAUAUAUAAUUUGAAUAACAAAAAUUCUCAACAAAAAAAAAUGAUUCUUAUAAAAGACAAAAAACAAUUAAUGCAAGAGGUUGAAAUUCGAAAUUUGAAAAAUGCUAAUAUUAAAUUUGCUUUGUCUAUUAAAGAUCCAUUUUUCGUACAAUCUGAUAUAAUAGAAUUGAAAGGUAAGGAGAAAAAGAAAGUAGCGAUAUAUUUUGACAUAAAUUAUAUGAAUAAUAAAUUAAAUACUACAUAUCAAGAAAAUUUGAUAAUAAAUUAUUUUGAAAAUAGUAGAAGACAAAAGUAUGAAUUAGUAGGACAAACUAUAUACCCUAAUAUUAUUAUGAACAAAAGUUGUAUAGAUUUUCAAUAUAUUUUACAAAACUUAUAUACUCAAGAAUUUGUCGAAAUAACGAAUGUAUGUGAUUAUAAAAUAUAUUUUAAAUGGUUUUUUGAAGAUAAUAUUUUGUAUAAAGAUUUUAAUGAAGUUUUUGAUAUAAACCCUAAUAGAGGUUAUUUAUUACCACAUGAAAAAAAAAUAAUAAAAAUAACAUAUAAUAGUAUUAAUGAAAAUUAUUAUAAUAUUACUAUAUUGUGUCAAAUAAAAAAUGGACCUAUGUAUCCACUGAAAAUAAUUGCUGGUUAUUCAGAAAUAAAAUAUAGUAUAAAUAAAAAAAAACUUGAAUAUAAUAUACAUUAUAAAUCAAUAGGAGAAGAUAUUAUAACAUUACAAAAUAUUGGGAAAAUAAAAUUAUUUAUUGAAAUUAUUUAUAAUAUAAAAUUUCCAUCUUUAUUAUAUACAAAUAUCAAUAAUUUCUUUAUUGAACCAAACAAUAGUAGAGACAUCAUUUUUUAUUUUAUUCCAGGAAUUCCUAUAAAUAUAAUAGACAAUAUAUUAAUUAAAAUUUGUAAUUUUGAAGAAAUAAAAAUAAAAUUGAAAUCAUCCAAUUCAUGUAAUAUUUUAUAUUUAAACAUAAACCAAUUCCAUAAUCAUCAAUCAAUUAUAAAAGAUGAAAUUUAUUUAUUACAAGAUGUUGAUAAUAUGCAGGAUAUGGAUACAACGUUUCAUUCUAAGAUGAAAAAUAAUUCUAUAAAUAAAAAGAAUAACUUUAAAAACAUAAAUAAUUUAUUAAAAAAUAAUUUACAUUUAUAUGAUAAUGUUCAAAAUGAUUAUUAUGAAAAGGAAAGGAUCGGUCUAAUUAAAAAACUGAAAAACAUGUAUUCAGAUAUUUUUUCAUCACUAAGAAAGUAUAUCCAAGAUAUAUUACAUAUAUAUUACAGUACAAUUAGAAAUAAUAAAAAUAGUGAUGCUGAUAAUGAUGAUGAUAAGGACAAAAUGGAAGAUAUAAAUCUUAUGAAUAAAAAAGACAAUACAAAAAAUGAAAAAAUGUUUAUGAGAAGUAGUAUUAUACAUACUAAUGAAAAGGAUUCGAAGAAUAAUAUGAAAUGUAAAUAUGACUUGAUACCUAUUUUAAAAAAUUACAUUUUAAAAAACAAUACAAAUUGUGCUAUAUUUCUUGAUUUGCUAAAAGCUUUAAUUUUGAACCACAAGGAUGAUAAUUAUAUUCUGCAACUAUUCACAAAGCUUAAAAAAUUAGUCCAUUUUGAAAAACUAUUUUGCCAUGGAUAUACCACAAAUGAAUUCAUUUUAAAAUACCUUAAGAGAAUAAUUUUAGAAAGAAAUAUGGAACUAAGAAAUAUUUACCUAAAUGUAGGAAAUAUAAUAAUUAAUGAAAAAAAAGAAUAUUCAAUUAUUAUAAAAAAUGUAAGUAAUAAGAUGAUUACAUUAAAUUAUAUUUUGAAAAAUUCAGAAACAAAUGAUAUCAAAUUAGUCCAUGAGCAUAAAGAGAUUGAUUGUAAUAAUUCAAUUAUUUUUAGAAUUAUUAUACAAAAAAGCAGUGGGAUAGAAUAUAUAUAUAUGGAAAAAGUAUAUAUAUAUUUAAAUGAUAAUAAUUAUUAUAGUAUCAAUUUGAAAUAUCAUUUUAUAAUACCUGAUAUAUUUCCAUAUUAUAGACAACUACGUUUUGAAGGGGUAGAAUUAAAAACUUGUUGUUGUAAAGUAAAUAGGUUAAUAAAUACGAAAAAUGUAAAUGUGAAAUUUAAAAUAAAAAAUAUCACUUUUUAUAAUAAAAAGUUAGAAUAUUAUCAUUUAAAAAAGAAAAAACAAUUUUUUAUAUAUCCAAAUAAAGGAAUUAUUAAAAAAAAUUCUUUCUUAGAUAUGAAAAUAUUUUUCGAACCUUCUAAUAUUUAUACAGAUGCAAAAAUUCAAAUAGAAAUAUUUAUAUAUAAUUCCAAUUUUGUCAAAAAUAUAAUUAUAUAUUUAAGUAGUAUAAAACAUAAUAUGAAUAUAGAUCCAUGUGAUAUAAUAAUCAAACCACUAUUAUACAAUAGUGGACAUUCUUAUCAAAUGAUUAAAAUAAAUAAUCUUAAUAACUAUUCUAAAUAUUUAUUUAUAUACAAAUUAGAUAUUUAUUAUAAAUAUUUUCAAAGUUUUAUAUAUGAUUUAUUAAAUAUACAUAAACAUAUAUAUAUAGAAAAAAAUCAUGAAAACGAUUUUUUCUAUACCAAUUUACUGUAUUAUUUAAUGGAUAUAUAUAUAAACAAAAUGGAAUACAUAGAUAAUGAGUAUUAUCACAAUCAACAAUUUUAUAAAAAAGAUAUAUAUGAUGUGAACUUGUGUCAAACAAAUCAAGAUAUGAUUUUAUGUAAAGAUAAAUGUAACGAAAAUAAUGUAAUACAUAAUAGGGACAUAAAAUAUGGAAAUCAUAAAGAAAGUAAAACAAAAAAGAAAAUUUCAAAUAAUAUAGAUGAAAAACAAAAUAAAAAAUUAAAAAGACAAAAUGAUUAUCUUAACAAACCAAAUAAUAUUAAAAAUAUACAGAAGGAUAAUAUAAAUGAAGGAACAUUUCAACAACAGUGUGAACAAAAAAAAGAAAAUAUUAUUAGUAAAAAUAACAUCAAAGAUAGAAAUGCAUUAAAAAAAAAAAUUCACAUUUUAGAGGACAUUAUUAAAAAGAACCAAACGAAAUAUAAUUAUUUUCAUGAAUAUCUAAAUAUAAUAAAAAUCAAGAAAAAAAAAUUUAAGGACAAUUAUAUAAUUGUUUCUCCAAAAUAUCUUGACCAUAAAAAAAUUGCGAGCUAUUUGUCAGAAUAUAAAAAAAAUAAUCCAGAAUUUAAGGAAAAAAAUGGCACUCACAUGAAUUUUAAUAAUAUAGAGACUGAUAGUAAUCAUAAUAUGAAUAGUGGUGAUAUACAUAAUAACCAUUUUAAUAAUUACAGUGAAGAAUAUAAAAAUAUACCAUGUAACAAUAAACCAUAUUCUCAUCAAAAUGUUAAUUUUAAUAAUAACCUUUUAACAAUUGAUAAAAUUUUUCAUUGGUGUGUUGAAUUAAAUGAAAAGGAAAAUUAUCCAUUGAAAAUAAAAAGCAAUUUUAUUCAUUAUCUAAUUCAUGAAAUUGAUCUGAAAAAUAAUAAAAAAAAUUCCUCAAAAAAAAAUUUAGGUAUGUCAAAUAUAAACGAAUAUUUGGAAAAUAGUAACAAAACAAAUAAUGAGAAUAAAACUACUUUUGGAAGCCACCAAUUUUAUUAUAUUAGUGAUAUAUUAAAUAUGAAUGAUAAAAGAAAAGAAAAAGAAUAUCUAGAAUUAAAUACAAAUGUUACUAUAAAUAAUAUAUCUACAAAUGUUCCUACACAUAUAUACAAUGAAAAAGACACAUGUAAUAUAAAAGAUACAAGUGAUGAUAUGAAAAAUAUAAACAAUAUAAAUGAAACAUCUUGUGUGUCCAUAAAUAAGAAUAAUAAUUUUAUGGAAAAGAAAAAAAAGUUUAUAAAUAUAUAUAAAAAUAAAAUUAAAAAAAAAUUUCAUAUAAAAAAUGUUAAAUCAAAAAUAGAUAAUAAACAUAUAACUUAUAUUAAUAAAAAAGAAAACAAAUAUGAAAAUGAUACAAUAAAAAAAAAAAAAAAAAAGCAUUAUGAAGUUGAUUCUUUUUUAUCAGAUGAGAAAACAUUUUUUUACAAAUAUAAUUUAAAAUACAAAUUUGAAUAUCUAAAACAUUUUUUCCAUUUUGCUCUAUUAAAUGAUGAUGAAUUCAUGAAUAAUGUCAAAAGCUUUUUAAACGAAACAAUUUUAUCGGAAAAGAAAAAGAAUAAAAAUGAUAAUGGUAUCAAGAAAAAAAAUAAUAUGGUACAUUUAUUACAAAUUAUUCUGAAAAGAUUGUUAUUAUCUCCUAACUAUAUAAAUGGUGUUGUUUUUUUUUUUAAAAAAAACGAAUAUAUAAAUUCAGAAAUGUUUUUUAAUAUAUUUCUAAAUAUACUUAUUGAUCAAAAUAUUUUUAUCAUACAUCUGAAUCCAAUCGAAAAUUAUGAGGAGUAUAUUAAUAUUAAUCUAACUGGAGACCAUGUUUUAAAGGAAACAUCUGAAAUGAAGACGAAAAGGGUAAAGGAUGAUGCAUAUAAAGAUGAAAAAGAAAUGAAGAAAAAAAGCGAAUCAUUUGAGGUACAAAGAAUUAAACUCUUUUAUGAAAAAUUAGUCAAACAGUUUCAGGAAAAAAUAAAAAGUAAAUUAAAUGAAAAAGAAAAGAUUGAAAAAAUCAUAGAAUCAAUAAAUCUAAAUAAAGGUCUUCUUAUUGUUGAAAAGGAUAAAGGUAGUAGAGAUGGUGAAGAUAAAAGUGUGCAUGAUAAGGAAAAUGAAUCUUUAUCUAAUUUAGAGACAGAUUGUCAUAAUGUAAAUGAAUACAAAGAAGAAAAAAAAAAAAUUUCAGAGAUAUCCAAAGAAAUUAAUACAGAAGAAUGCAAAAACAUGUUGGAUAAUAAUAAUAAUAAUAAUAAUAAUAGUAGCAAUAAUAAUAGUAAUAAUAAUAAUUGUACAAAUGUUGCAGAUACCAUAUGUUAUGAAGAAAAUGAUGAGCAUGUUUCAAUGAAUAAUAUGGAUAUACAAAAUAAUAGUAUUCAUAAAUAUAGUCCUGUAGAACAAUUAUAUUACCAAAUUGUCAUAAAAAAAAAAGAUAUAAACAUUCAUUUGAACAAUAAAUAUAUAAAUGAAUUAUGCUUAGAGUGUUCAAUGAGAAAGGAUAAAAUUGAUAGUCAAAUUAUUAAAUAUAAUAAAAAAAUUAAUAAAAUAAAUGAUUUAAUAAAAACAAACAAUUAUAUUGAUCAUGUAUCAUUUUAUAAGGAAAUCAAAGAGACAUUACAAAAGUUAUGGAAUGAAUAUACAAAGAGGGAUAAUGUAAAUAUCUCCAUUUUUCAUGAGCAAUCAAAGAAUAUGAAUCAUAUGCCAAACAUGAACAAUAAAGAAAAUGAAAAUGAAAAUGAAAAUGAUACUUUAUUCAUUGAUGAAACUCAUCAUAAUAUGUUUGAUACAAAAACAAUAAAAACGGAUCAGAACAAAUAUUAUUUUAUAAAACAAAUAAAUCUCCAACUUAGUGAGAAUUAUGUUGAUAAGCUAAAAGAUGAAAUAAUUGAAAACAAAGAUAUAUAUGGUGAUAUAAAUAAUAUGAACAACAUAUUAUAUAGUAACCAUAAUAAUCACAUUAUUGAUAGAAUAAAUGUAUCAAAUAAUAUGCUCAAACAAUUAAAUCAAACAAAAUCACAAAAUGAUCAUACAACAUAUUUAAAAGAAGAAAAUGUUCAUAUUUUUAAUGAAAAUGUUUCUAAUGAUCCAAAAAGGAAUUUAAAUAUUUCCAAUGAUAAAAAUAAUAUGAUAGUUAAAAAUGUGAAUGUUAAUGUGAAUAAAAAAAAAGAGGAAUUACAAGAAUAUGUAGAUAAUGAAAAUAUAAAUACAUUAACUGUAAUUUAUACAAAUGAUGAGUUAAUGAAAUAUAUGCAAAAAAAUUCUGUUCAAAUAAACUUUUGUUAUUUUUUUAUAAACAAUGAUAUAGAUUUUGGAAAAAAAAAUAUAGCAAAUAAAAUACUUAAGUGUUCACAGGAAAAAUAUAAAGAUAUUAAAACGUCUGCAUACUUUUUUGAUAUACCACCACAAAGGAAAUUUGAUUCAUUUGAUAUGAAACAUUUUGUGAAAGAGAAAAAUAAUUUAGAGGAAUAUGAAGACAAUUUCUAUUUUUACAGUGAGGAAGACGAAGAAUAUGAAUGUGAAAAAAUAGAAGAAGAAAAAAGUAGGGACGUUUGGGGGAUACAUAAAAAUGGUGAUAUAAAUAAUGACAUGCAGAUAAAUGAAGAGAAAGCAGACAAGUUCUAUAAAGAUAAAAAAAAGGAGAAGAAAAAGGAAAAGGAAAAGGAGAAGGAGAAGGAGAAGAAAAAGGAAAAGGAGAAGGAGAAGGAGAAGGAGAAGAAAAAGGAAAAGGAGAAGGAGAAGAAAAAGGAAAAGGAGAAGGAGAAAGAGAAAGAAAAGGAGAAGGAGAAAGAGAAAGAAAAGAAGAAGGAAAGGAACAAGGAAAAAGAGAAAAAUAAAAAAAAUGAGAAGAAAAAUAGGAAGGAGGAAAACUAUACAGAAAAUAAAUACGAAGAAGAAAAAGAUAAGAGAAAGAUGGAAAAGGAUAAUAUAAAAAAGGACAAGCAUAAAAAAAAUGACAAUCAUAAAAAAAGUGACGAUCAUAAAAAAAGUGACGAUCAUAAAAAAAGUGACAAUCAUAAAAAAAGUGACAAUCAUAAAAAAAGUGACAAUCAUAAAAAAAAUGAUAAAGAUAUUGUAAAAGAAUAUAACGAAAAGGAGCAAAAAGAGGAAAACAAUUAUAUGAACGAAAAUAUUGAUGAGAAAAAAAGAAAAAGAAAAAAAAAGGAUAAAAUGAAAUAUGAUAAAAGGGAAGAAACAGAAGGAAUAGACCUAGAAGAAACUAUAAAAACAUAUAAUGAAAAGGAAGGCAAAAAGAAUAACAAAAUUAAUGAAAAAAUUAAUUACAAAACAGUUGAUAAAUAUAGAGGAGAUAAAGGAAAUGAAUAUCUUAAAAGUGAUAAACAAACAGAAAAUCAGAAAGCAAAAAUAAAUUUAAAAGAAGAAAAAAUGCCAGAUAAAUCAAAAGGGAAUUAUAAGAAAAAUUUAUAUAAUUCAUAUGAUAAAAAUACGAAUACUCAUAUAAACAAAUAUUCUACGGAAAAUAUUAAAGAAUAUUCUAAUAUAGAUGAAAAAAAUAUAUGUAGAAAUGAAAAAGAACAUUUAGAUGAAUAUAAUCAUGAAUUUCUCGAAAAAAGAAAAUAUGAUAUAAAAUGUGAGUAUGAUUAUAUGUUUUAUAAUAAUGCUAAUAUUAAUAACAAUAAUAAAAUGUAUGACCCCAAUAAUAAUAAUGAUAAUGAUAAUGAUAAUAAUAAUGAUAAUAAUAAUAAUAAUAAUAAUGAUAAUAAUAAUUAUAAAGAUAAUCAUAUUAAUAUUAAUAAAAAAUGUUAUAAUAGUCAGGAAAAUAUAAUUGAAUUUCAACAAAUUGAUACUUCUUAUGAUCUUAAGGAUAAUAUAAGAUAUAAAAAUAUUACACAUUUAAUGUUAGAAAAGAAUAGCAUUGAAGAAAUAUAUUUAAAAAUUAAUACAUGUAAAAUAAUAAAUAUAAAGAAAAAAAUAUGUUUAAUAGAUAUUUUAGGGAAUACAUUUUUUAUAAAUAUCCAUAUUAUUAUUGACAAACCUAGAAUAUAUACAAAUCCUUAUUUCUUAUUUAAUAAUAAUGUUUCUAUAUUUCCUAAAAAUAAUUCUUUCGUUUUAUCAAAUAAAUCAUAUCAUUUUGAUAGAGUUUUAAUUGGGAAAAACAUACACUUAUUUAAAGAUAUAAUUCAAACAGAAUUAAAAGAAGAAUUUGAAGAAAAUAUUAUAAAGUUCAUAAGACAUUUUGAAGGUAUAUAUACACCUAAACUAAAAAUAUUAUCCAAAUUAAAGACAAAAAAUGUUGUACCAAAUAUAGAUACUAUUGAAAAGGGUAAUAAAAGUCGAGUCAAUAAUAUUGAUAUCAUAAGAAAUAAGGAUAUCUUAAAAAAUUUAUAUAAACAUAUUCAAAUAAUAAAUUUCUUUAAUUAUUCUCAUUUUGAUUGUUUUGUUGAACUUUCAUUUGAAUCCAAAUUAAAUCAAGAUAAUAAAGAUAUCCUUUCAUUAAAUGAAAUGAAUGAUUCCGAACUUUUUCUAUCAUAUAAUGAUUUUUAUGUAUAUCCUAGUAAAUUCGUUCUGUUAUCUAAAAAAUGUAAAAAAAUAAUUCUUUUAUUUUUACCAAAAAAUGUGGAGUCAUAUGAAGAAAGGCUAUUCUUAUAUAAUUAUUCUAUAAAAGAUGAACCAAAUGAAAGUAUGGAUUAUGUAAAUAAUAAGGAAAUAUAUUAUAUAAAGGGAAAAAAGGAAUUAAAUAAAAACAUUGAUAAAAGUCCUAAUAAUAAUAUACUUUCAAAUGAUAAUAUAUUUUGUAAUAAUAUUAAUAAUAUUUUGUCUAAUAAAAUAAUUAACAAUUAUAUAUAUGAUAUGUUUUCGUUUGUUAUAAAAGGAGAAGGUAUACAAUGUUAUUUAAAAAUAGAACCAGAAUAUAUAAAUUUUCAUAAAGUCUUAUUAAAUUCGGUUCAGAAAAAAAAUAUCGAAAUUAAGAAUAGAAGUUAUUGUGAUAUUAUAUGGUAUAUUGACUCUAAGAGUAUAAAAGAUAGCUCCUUUUAUAUAAAUCCUACAAGAGGUACAUUAAAUAAAAAUGAAAGAAAAAAAAUAAUAACAAUUGGUUUAAAUACUAAUACUGUUAAAAUAAUAAAAAAGGAAAUUAAAAUAUAUUAUUCAGAAGCGAAAGUAAAUAAAAAUGAUAAAGUGAAUGUUAAUAAUUUAUGUACUGCUAUAUGUAAUAUAGAAGCAGAUAUAUGUAUAUCUUUUAUACAAGUAAAUUUCGAAAUCAUAGAUGAGAAAAUAUUAUAUGAUUAUAAUCAUACACAUAUUCAGGAUGAUAUAAAAAUGAAAGAAAAUAAUUUUUUAAAAGAAUAUGUAACUAUAUUGAAAAAUAGAAAAAAAGAUAAAUGGUAUCCUUCAAACGAAUUACUAUUAAAUAAUGUUAUUGAAAAUGUUAUACAAAUGAAAUAUGUACCGGUGAAUGAAUCUAAAAUCUGCUUAUUUAAAAUAAAAAAUACAGGAAAAGUGGGAAUACGUUAUUUUGUGGAAAUAAACGAUGAAACAUUCUUACAAUAUAUAACUAUAAACGAUAUAUAUAAUAUUAUAAAUAUGAAUGAAGAAAAAGAAAUCAAGUUAAAAAUUAAAUCAUAUAAAAAAAUAAAAUUUCAAAAUAUAGAUUUAUUUAUACAUAUUUGUGAUAGUAUAGAAAAUAAUUAUAUUCAAUCAUAUAAAUAUAUUCUAAGUGUAUCUUUUGAUUAUAAUUAUCUCAAGAUUGUUCCUCAUGUAAUUAACUAUGAUUCGGUUGAAAUAAAAAAGGAAGAAACCAAAAAUUUUAAAAUAAUUAAUGAUGGGUAUUUCGAUUUUAAAUAUGAUAUUAAAUUGUUAAAGGGUAAAAUAAAGAAUAACAAAUAUCAAAAUGAAAAUUUUGUAUAUCAUAAUAAAGAAAAUAAUAAAAAUUCAAAUAAAAUAAUAAAAAAUGAUAAUGAAGCAAAUAAAAAUCCUUUUAAAAUUAAUCCUAUGAGCGGAUUGAUAAAAUCAAAAGAAGAACAAGUUAUAACGGUCGUAUUUUAUUCUGAAGAAGAAAAUUAUUAUAAAUAUAUAUACAUAGUACAGGUUGAAAAUUUAAUAAAUAGUAUUGGACACAACAACAUAAACACUAAUAUAACAAAUAAUGCUACAUAUAAUAAAGAAUAUAAAAAACAUAUGAAAGAUACAAUUAAUGAUACAGAUAAAUACAAUGAAAUUAUUAAACUGUUUGCCUGUUCAGUUAGACCAAAAAUAUCAUGUGAUAUAAAAAAUUUAUUUGAAGAAAUGUUUAUACUAAAUAAUUUGAAUAAUUACAAUCACUUUGUUCAUUAUCUUUUAACAAAGAAUAGCUAUUAUAAUGUGGAGGAAAAUACAUUAUAUUAUAAAUAUGCUUACGUCAAUGAAUAUAUAAAUGAAAGAAUAAAAAUUUCUAACGUUACAGAUGUUAAUAGUAAUAUAAAAAUCGAAAUGAAAGAAAUCGAUUUUUCUUCUUUAACUAAUAAGAGUAAGAAAAACAAAGAAGUAGAAAAAAAUAAAAAAAACGAAACGAAUAUUUCACCAAAUUCGACUAUAAAAUAUAAUUUAAAAAUUCAAAAUUAUAAUGAAGAGAAAUACAAUUGGAACUGUAGUUAUAUAAAAAAUGACAACCUUUCUAAUAAUAUAAAUGAACAAUUUAGUAAUAAAAAUAAUAUAAAAAUGUGUGCGUCUGAUCAUAUUAUCAUAUAUCCAUAUCAACAUAAAUUUGUAGAUAUUUGUUUUCAUUCAACUCAAAUAGCUUGUAAAAAAUUUCUUUUCAAUAUUUUUAUGAUGAAACCAGAACAUGUAUUAUGCUAUUCAUUUUAUAUAAAUAUUGAAUUCUUUUUACCAUCUGCGCAGUUAAUUAUACCAUCAUACUUAUUAAAACUAACUAAUAAUGUACAUGACAAAGUUAUAGAUAUAGGAAAUAUACAUAUUAACAGUGUUCUAUCUUUUAAAAUACAAUUAAUGAAUUCAUUCAAAUAUCCUGUUAUGGUAAAAGUUAUUUUUCAUAAAAAAGAAGAUAAUCAUCAGAAUAUCAAAAAUGAGUUGAUUCAUAAUUUACCAUAUAUAAAUCAAAAGGAAGAAAAUAAUAUUAUACUAGAUAAAAAAGAAAAUGUAUCAAUUCAACAUAACAAUUCAUAUAACCGUCAAAAAGAAGAUGAAAAUAUAUUUAAACAACAAAAUAAAAAAUUAUUACAAUCAGAAAUUAAGAAAAAAAAUAUAUUAACAUCUGAUGUAUAUCAAAAUAUAUAUCCAAAUGAAAAAAACAUAACUAAUGAAUCUUUUAAUAAUAAUAUAGGCUAUCCAAGAGUAGAAGAAAAGAAAGAUCUAUAUAAUAAUAUUACAAAUAAUGAUACUAUUUUAUUCAAUAUAGAUAAUAUGAAAAUAAAAAAAAAAAAUAACAUUACAUAUUUCAAUUAUGAAAAUGUUAAAGAUAUAAUAUAUAACCACAGAUGUUGGGACCGUAAAAAUAAUAUCUAUUCUAUUGGUUAUUUAUGUUUCAUAGGUAAUAUAAAUAAUUUGUUAAGAGAAAAUGAAGUAGCAUAUUUUAAAAUUAAACUUAACAAAAAUAAAUUAAAAUAUAUAAAAUCUAAUGAAAGUCAAAAUGAAACAAAUCCUGAGCGAAUAUAUGUGCCAGUAAAAAAUCCAGAUAUAAGUAAUUUUGAUAAUUUAAAUAAAAAGGAAAAUAAAUAUAAAAAUGAUAUAGACAUUACAAAUGUAAAUGGAAAAAAUAAAACCAAUAAUAUAAAUAAAAGCACAGAGGAUUAUAAAAAUAAUAAUGAGAAUGAAAAAAAAAAUUUGGAUGAUAAUUCUUCUAAUAAUUAUAUUAACCAAAUAGAAAAGACCAAUGAUUUAUCAAAUGAUGAAAAAUAUAAGAAAAAAAAAAAGAAAGAUAAAAAUGUUCAAAAUGUUCAAAAUGUUCAAAAUGUUCAAAAUGUUCAAAAUGUUCAAAAUGUUCAAAAUGUUCAAAAUGUUCAAAAUGAUCAAAAUAAUAAUAAUAUAUAUAAUAAAAAUGAGAAAAAAACUUUAGGUAAUGUACAAAUUAAAGUUUUAAAUAAUAAUUAUGAAUGUUAUAAUUUAAAAUUCAUAGGAAAUAUUAUUGAACGUAAAAACUAUUGGAAUUUAAAACAUUUAAAACAUCAUAUUAAAAAUAUAUAUAAUAAUAACUUUUAUAUAUUUAAAAAUCAUAUAAAUUUUGAUAUUGUCCCUUUAAACUUUAAACAUACUUAUAAAUUAUUAUAUAUAAAUGAAAAUAACCAUACCUUAUUUUUUCAUAUUGAGAUAGAUAAAAAAAUUAAAAAUAUUAUAGAUAUAAAACCUAUUAAUGGUUCUAUACCAUCAAGUAGCUCUUUAUACUUCUAUUUCACUAUCGAUGUAAAGGAGUUAGUUAAUUUUAUGGACCGUCCAAUUUUAUGUAAAUUUUCUCAACAUGAAAUAUCUAUAAAUAAAAAAAAUAUUAAACUAAAUGAUGAUAAUUUAAAAUAUGAUGAAGAUGAUUUAUAUAUAAGUUUAAGAUCUGAAGAAAUAAAAGUUUCAUAUAAACAAAAAAAAAUUCAUUUUAAAAAUAUUCCUUUAUUUAAUUAUUCUAAAUAUGAGUUUACUUUGGAAAAUACAUCAAAUGUAAAAUUAUUUGCAGAAUUAUGUAUUACUCCUAAUAAUUACAUGGAUGAUAUAUUAUCUACUUAUUCAUUUGAACCAUUUAAAGAAAAAAAUAUGCUUACAAUAAUAACAAAUAAAGCUACAAAUGCCUUUACAUAUAAUACACAACAUGUAGACAAUAAUUCAUUUUCAUCGUCUUAUCGAAAUGAUCAUGAAAAAAAAAAUAUUUUAAUGGAUAAUUUAAUUAAAACUAAUAUAGUAGAAGAUAAUUGUGUUAAGGAAAAAAGAGAAUCAUCCAUUGAUGAAUUUUAUUUAACCAAAUAUGAUUUGAACAUAUCUGAUUUAAAUAAUAUGAAUAAAAAUGAUAUAGGAAAUAUUUAUAAUGACACACUACAUAAGGAACAAUCAACAAAGAAAAAUACUGAAAUGGAUAAUAAUACAAUUAAAAAAUAUAUAACAGUCAAUGCAAAAAGUAAUAAAUAUAUAUAUAUUUAUUGUUUUCAUAAUAUAUAUAAACAAAAAUUAGAAUCUAUCUUACAUAUAAAAAUUAAAUAUUAUGAAGAUAUUAAAAUACCCAUAAAAAUGACCUUUGAUAAUUAUGAUAAAGAAGAAAAAAAUAUAAAUGAUUUCUUCUUAUUGUCAAAAUUUAAAUAUUCAAAACAAGUGAUUGAUAAAAAGGAAAAUAAUAAAAUAGAUAAUUUAAAUAAAAACAAACACCAUAUUUUAGUAAUUAGUAGAGGUAUAUUAAGCAAAAAUUAUUAUAAAAUAUAUAUGAUAAAUAUGUCAAAUAAACGUAUAGAAUAUUGUUUUGAAAAAUACAGAGAAAAUGAGAAUUCCAGUAUGAUUAAAUACCCUAAUAUAACAAAUAAUGAUACGAAUAAGUUUAUAAAAAAUAAUAGUACAAAUAAUUCUAUCGAAUGUGUAAAUAAUAAAGGUAAUAUUAGUGAAAAUAAUUUAUAUUUUGCUAAAUUUCUUUUUCAAACCUUUAAUUCAAUACCAUAUAGACAAAAUUACAAUUUAUUUAUAAACAAUGAAAAAGAAGAAAAUGUUAUAUUGGAUUUAAGGGUGAUAGAACCAAUCAUAUUUUUUAAUACAUCUUUUAUACAUUCAAAUAAUUUAAUAGUUGGAAAAAGCUAUUGUUUUAUGUUUUAUUUAAUAAAUUUUGAUUUUAUCGACAUUCAUUUUGAAUUUGAUAAAAACUCAUAUAAUUCAUUUAAUAGCAAAAAGGAAACCAUCAAAAUUAUUCCAUCUGAAGGGCUUGUAAAAUCGUGUUAUAGAAAAAAUAAGUAUAUAAAUAAUUAUAUAAAUAAGUUAAAUAAACAUGAGGAAGUUGUCAACGAUUUUGAUAAUAAAAAUAUGAAGACAAAUAAUUUAAGAUCUCUUUUAUGGUUAUCUUCACAGGAUGAAGGAGAUUCUAUAUCUCAUCAUUCAUAUAAUGAUAAUAUGACAUUUGAUGAUAAUAAUAAAAUGAAAUUUAUUGAAAAAAUGAAGGGAAAGAAGGUUAACAUAAAACAAAAGGGGGCAGAAAAAUAUUCAUUUGCUCAUAUACAUGAUAAAAGUAAUUCCAGAAAUAAUAGUUCAAAUUCAUCAUUUUGUACUUUAUCAAAUAUGUCUUAUAGUGAAUCGUCACAUAGUAAUAAAAUUAGAAAUAAUAAAAAAAAAGUAUCAAAACAAGGUUAUGAUGAUAAUACAGAUAUAUAUUUUCGUACAAAUCAUAUGUUAAAUUAUAGAAACGAUAAUACAAGAAAAGAGAAUAAUUAUUAUUAUGACGAUGAUAAUAAUUCUUAUUCAUCUGAAACGAAUGAAUCAUAUAUAGAUAAUAUAUCAUCUGAUGAAUAUGAAUAUGAAUAUGAUAACAAUAUUAUGAAUAAAUUCUUUCUUCUAAAUUAUUAUUUAAAAAAUAUAUGGAAGACAAAUAAUACCAUGCUUAAAAAAGAAAUUCAACAUAUUAUAGGAAAAGGUGGAAUUAAAAAAAUAAAAUUAUUUUUCAAACCUCAUAUGGAACAAUUUUAUAAUUUUAGUCUUUUGUGUAAAAUCGAUUCAAAGGAAGAACCAUUAAAAAUAAAUUUUAAAAUGCAAGUUAAUAAACUUAAUAUAAAAUGUUAUAUAGAAAAUUAUGAUAAAGAACACAUCACACUCAAUUUAGAUGAUUCUUUAUCUAUUAAAAAGAAAAAAAAUAAAUAUGAUAUGAUACAUAUAUAUGAAGUAAUAAAUUUUAAAGAAACUAUUAUAGGUAAAAAAAAAAUGGCUAAAUUUGUAUUAGAAAAUCUAUGUUACUUUGAUUUAUCUUAUAAAUAUUAUUUACAAAAAGAGGAUGAUGAAAUUUCUAUAACAUGUAGUAAUAAUAUUAUAAAGAAAAAUUCAUUUUUCUAUAUAAAUAUAGAAUAUACCUCAUUAAUACACCAUAUAUAUGAAAAUCAUCUAACUCUUAAUAUAAAUGAUUAUUAUUUAAUAAACCUAAAAAUUACAGCUAUGUCAACAAAUGUAUUAAUACAUUUCUCUUUUUAUAAUUAUGAUUUUGGAAAUCUUAUCUUAUUUCCAAAUGUUGAUAAAAAUGAAAAUACAAGGGUAAUAUGUAUGGACGGAAAUUCUCGGGACAGUUUUUCUUCAUCUGAUACAUCUCUCUCUUCAUUAAUAUGUACAUAUAAAAUAAAUGAACUCAACGAGAAAAAAAUGAAAAAGAAAAAAGAAAUGGACUUGGAAAUAGAAGAAAAGCGUGUUCAAAAGGCUAGAGAAAAAGAAAGUGAGCAGAAAUGUGAUAAAGAAGAAAAGAAAAAGAAAAGGAAAAAAAAGGAAACGAAAAAUAAAGUCAAGAAAAAAAAUGAAAAAAAUGAAAAAAAUGAAAAAUAUAAAAGUGAAAACAUUUGUGGUCAACAGGAAAAUAUGAAUAAGGAUAAUUUAGAUGUUAAGAAUAUUAACAAGGAUAACUAUGAUAAUAAUAAUAAUAAUAAUAAUAAUAAUAAUAAUAACAAUGAUAAUCAUGAUAAUAAUCAUAAUAUAGAUAAUAAAGUCCUGGAAAAAAACAAGCAAUAUAACAAAAAACAAAAUAAAGAAAUAAAUGACAAGGCCGGUAAUAUAAAUAAUUUACUAAAUAUUCAACAUGACGAAAAAAAAAAAAAUAAUAUUAAAACAAAUGUAAACAAAGAUGAAAAUGCUGUCACAAAACAAAUUAAUAGAACAAAUUAUAAUGAUACCAAUAAUAUACAUACGAACAGUUUUGAUAUAAACAAUAUAAAUUAUAAUAUUAACACAGUAGAAACAAAACUAUUCAUACAUAAUAAUAAUGACGAAGAUUGUGAUAUAGAAUAUGAAAUAAAUGAAUCCUGUUUAAAAAUUAACAACGAUGGUAAAAAAUUACAUAUAAAAGGAAAAAGUAAAACAUUUCUUCUUAUUUCAUUUACUCCCAAUGAAGAAAAAGAAUAUAAUUUUAAAAUUCCAUUUAAAAUAAAUAAUGAUUCAAAAAAAAUUGUUUAUAUUUAUUUGAAAGGUUCAGCUAGCCAUUUUAAGUUACCAUUUUCAUGUAAUAAUUUGAACGAAAUAAAUUUUAAAGACAUUCAUGUAGAUAAGGAAGUAAUAAAUAAAUUAGUUCUUCAUAAUAAAAAUAUGGAAGAUGUUUCUUUCAAUAUAUUAAAUUAUAAAAAUUUAUGUAAAUACUAUCUAUCAUUUAUCAAUUUUGAUAAUAAUACAAGUCACAUUUUAAAAAAGAAAGAAAAAAAAACAUAUGAAAUAAAAUUUGCUCCAAAAAAAUAUAUAAAAUUACAAAUCCCUUUAUAUUUAAAUAUUUAUUAUAAGGGUAAAUGUAUCGCUUUUUAUUUAACACAUAUUAACAUAAAUAGUAUAUCUUAUAAAGUUAAAAUAAAGGAGAAUUUAUUAACAUUCAAUAAAAUAGACAAAUUACAUGAAGAAAAUAUUAUUAAUGAUAAUAAUAGUAUUUGUGAAAUUAAUCAUAUAAGAGAACAAUAUUUCAAACAUUUAAGUAAUAAGAAUGGUGUGAGGGGGAAAAAAAUACAAUUACAUAAUACAGGAGACAUGAAUGCUCAAUUUCAAAUAAUUUAUCCUCAAAAAUAUGAAAAAUAUUUAUUUUUAUAUCCAAAAAAAGGAAUUAUAUUCUCAUUUAAUUUAGUAAAUAUAUAUAUUUAUAUAGAUACUGAUUAUAUUAAUAAAGAUAUAUAUAUAAAUGAUGUUUAUAUACAAUUAUAUCCUAAAUUUAAUAAAAUAAAUAGUAAAUUAGCACUUAAAUUAUUUGUUGUUGUUCCCAGUAAUUUAAUCAAAUAUACUAAAAGUAGUUAUAAAAAUUUUGCAAAAUUUAAUAGCGAAAAUAAUGAUCAUGGAAAAUAUAAUAAUUAUGAUGAUGGUGAUGAUAAUAAUAAAAAAGAACAAAUUGUAAAAGGAGAACAACAAUUGACUAAAAAAAAUAAAAAUAUCGAACAAAAAGAUAAUGUUUCGAAUGAAGAAAAAAAUAUCAAAUUAUAUGUCUUAAAAAAUGAAACUAUAAUUACAUUUAUUACAGAUAUCAGAAAAGAAAUAUGUAAAAUUAUUGAAAUAUAUAAUGAAACAUCAUCAAAUUUUAAAAUAAAAUACAAAUUUUUAUAUAAUGAACAAAACUUUUUCUCUAUAGAAAAAUGUGAAGAGAUAAUAAAACCAAAUGAUUAUGGAUCUUUUCAGAUUGUUUAUAAUCCACUUUUUAUUGAAAAAAAUAAAAAAAAUAGCAAAAAUUAUCAUAACAACUUAUGUGAAAAAUAUGUUAAAUAUUGUUCUAAUAUUCAUCAUAUAUCUAAAUUGAUAAUAUACUAUCCAAAUGAAACUGCUAAAAAUUAUACAUUAUUAGGUUAUUCCAAUAAUGUAGUAUAUGAAAAAAAUGCUAUUUAUAAUUUUAAUUCAAAGCAUUUGAAUAAUACAUCUAUAAGAAUAAAAAAUUGGUUAAAUGAAAAUCAAAAUUUGACUAUCUCCUACCACACUUGUGAUAAGGAGGGCAAUCCUUCGAAUAUUGAUUAUUUUUAUUUUUACAUUCUCAAUCAAAUCGAUUUAUGUAAUAAAGAAGAAAAAAAUAUUGCAUUUAAAGUUUUAUCCUUAAAAGAUGGAGUGUUUUAUGUCAUGCUAAUACUUUCCAAUAAAAAAUACGAAGAUGUAUAUAAAAUAUUACUACAGUUUGAAAUUUCCAGAAGUGAAAUUUUAUCAAUAAAAAAUAUACACAGAUCAAAGAAAGACAUAAUUAAUGAACAUAUAGUUAUUUAUAAUCCUCUUGAUGAAAAUGUAGAAAUGGAACCUUUGUUUGAUUAUAAUUAUAUAUUUGUUCAAAAGCCAAUAAUACUGGAGAAAAGAAAAAAUAAUAUUAUAAAUAUAUAUUUUUGUAUAGUCAAGGAAGAAGAAGAGAAACAUGUUAUAAUUUCCUUUACCAACAAAAUUUUAGGAUCUUAUAGUUUUAAAUUUAUUUUAAAUAUUAAUAUGUAUGAUUUUGAAGAAAACUUUUAUUUUAAUACAGAUUUAGGAUCAGUACAAAUGAAUGAAGUUUCUUUUAAGAAUGUCUGUAACGAAAAAAUAAAUUAUGAUGUUAUGAUAGAAGAUUUUGAUGAAAACAAUAAGAAUUCUAAGCAAAUAUUUCAAUGUAUUGACAAAAUAAGUGUUAAACCUAUAGACACGAGUUAUUUUUUAAAAAACGGAAUGUUAAAUAAUGUAACUGAUAAAAUUAAUCUAACUAUUAAAUAUAAUCCUUCAGAUAUUAAAAUAAAUAAGGCUAUCAUAAAAUUGAUAUCUAAAGAGGGAAUCGUGUAUAAGGGUUUAAUAAUGGGAAAAAGUGUAUCACCGAAACCGAAAGGGCCCAUAUUUUGUUCAUCACAAAAAACGACAUUUUUAACAUUUACAAAUCCAUUUCUUCAUAUAAAAGAAUUUUUUAUUAAGACGGAUGACUAUUUCUCUGUUUCAAUUGAAAAUAUAAAAAUUGAAGGACGAGAAACUGUUCAAAUACCUAUAAAAUGCCAAACAACCAAUGCAACAUCAGGAAAACUUUUUAUUAAAUCCGAAGAUGAUAUUGUAUGGAUGUAUUAUUUGACAGGACAAUAA
Messenger RNA from Plasmodium reichenowi, 21579 nucleotides. RefSeq lists its product as hypothetical. The record is from RefSeq and is a predicted model, not a curated record. The coding region runs from base 1 to 21579 and encodes 7192 amino acids. Lineage: Eukaryota; Apicomplexa; Aconoidasida; Haemosporida; Plasmodiidae. Gene Ontology annotation, cellular component: axoneme. Gene Ontology annotation, biological process: axonemal central apparatus assembly; cilium movement. The transcript is spliced from 14 exons.